Penicillium argentinense is the source of this 4281-nucleotide messenger RNA. RefSeq lists its product as uncharacterized. Gene Ontology annotation, molecular function: nucleic acid binding. Lineage: Eukaryota; Fungi; Ascomycota; Eurotiomycetes; Eurotiales; Aspergillaceae. The record is from RefSeq and is a predicted model, not a curated record. The transcript is spliced from 4 exons. Bases 1 to 4281 code for a protein of 1426 amino acids.
AUGGAGUCGACAUCGAUACUCUCCGCCCUGAGAAGCGAAAAAUUGAAGGAUUCGUCACAAUGGCGACCUUGGCACAAGCGAGUGAAGGCAUUCGCAGAGCAACGUAUGAUCUGGGAUCUCUGCAACCCGGAUAUUGAUGCAUUGCAUCGUCCAAAGGUUCUCAUUGAGCCGAUUGAACCUGAAUACCCUGAUGAUGGGUCUCAGGAAGACAAAAAAGACUGGAGGGACCGUCUUGAAGUCUAUAAGAUCAAGGCAAACCGUUGGGAAAAGCAGCGGAAAGCUUUGAAUGAGGUGAAUGAAUUCAUCCUUAUCUAUCUGGAUGCAUCAAUUCGUGAUACUGUACUGGAGUAUAAUACUCCGUACGAUCGUCUGGUAUAUCUCAGCAAGAGAUUUGCUAGAACUCAUGCGUAUAAAGAAGAGAUACGUAUGCAAUGGAGAGCUUUCGCUGCCCAGAAACCGACCGGUGAUGUCGAAAAAUGGUUAGUUUCAUGGGAUGAGCUGCGAGAGCAAGCGGUCAGUCUCCAGCUUCACGAAGCUGAGAGUGCAAACCACGACUUCUUGCAAGCAGUCAAGAAGGUCUUGCCAAUCUGGUGGCAAGCCAAAUACCAAGAGAUCGUGAUGAAUGGAGCCUCGUAUGAUACUCAGAGUCUCAUCGAAUCAUUCCGUGCCAUGUAUCGCGAAAUCGGACCUAAUGCUUCAUCGCAGGAAGCGCUGAAAGGGUCCCUUUCCACUUGGCAAGGUCACCAGGAAGCGAAGCAGGAGACCAAAAAUGAGUUCCAAAACCUGCCAUUCAACAAAAGGCCAUAUACUGGAUCGGGAGUCCAUGUCUGUAAUGAGAAGACCCGAUUCGUCAACCUUCAGCCAUGCAAUGAGAUGCUUGCUACCGGCGAAGGAGAUACUGCCGUCAUUGGACGUGGGACAGUGAGACUCACGGGCGUGGACCCGAUAUCGAAGCAGGAGAGAACCAUCACGCUAAGCAAUGCGUGCUACGCACCCGGUUUUCAUGUCAACCUAGUGUCGUAUUCUAGGCUGCGAGAAAAGGGCGGCAAAUGGUCCGAAUCCAAUGGAUAUAUACAGGAUCAUGAAGGGAUUCCGAUAGUCGGCCUGCGUCUAUGGCAUGAGAUCGGUCUGUGGGUCUUCGACCAACCGAAAAAGGAAGCCAUUCGCAACACAGCGAAUGCAGUGAGAUCAUCAUCGACGCCGCUGAAUGAUACGGCGUCGGCUGAGCAAUGGCACCGUCGCCUAGGCCAUCCUCAGCAUAAAACAUUCCAGCAAAUGACGAAGCUGGUCGAUGGAGUCAGCAUUGACAGCAAGCAUGAAGCCCAAGCAAUGUGUGAGACUUGCCAGCUAGGAAGGUCAAACCGCCAAGUGUCAAGAAGACCGAGAGGACGCAUUUUCGGACGUUUUGGAAUGGUCUAUUUCGACCUAAUUCAACUCUCGUAUGCUUAUAAUAAGCAUCGCUGGAUCUCGCAUUUUUACAUCGAGGGAAUCAGGUUUCAUUGGCUAAUGACACAUGAAUUCAAACCCGAAUGUCAGCAUGCCAUCAAUCAGUUCGUGAACCUAGCCAGAAAUUGGUGGAACCUACCGAUAAGAGCCUUCAAUUACGACAAUGAAAACGCCGCAGGACGUACAGCCGAGUAUGGCUUGACGUCGGACGGCAUCGUGGUAUAUCACAGUCCACCAAGACAUCCGGAAAUGAAUGGACACGCUGAGAGAGCAGGGGGUGUCAUCAUCCUACGCAUGAGGAUGCUCAUGCUUGAAGGCAAGCUCCCGAAGGAGCUAUGGCCGGAAGCAGCAAUGGCUGCCAUAUGGCUGUUGAAUCGCACCCCGACGUAUCUAGCAACCGAGAAUCGCUGGAUCGUCCCUUGGGGCGAAGUCGUGAAGCAAUUCACAACCACCGGCGACACUGCGCCGAGAAUCAACCUAGCAAAUGUGAGGUUGUAUGGAAGCCUUGCUUACUGUCGAAUUGAGAAGCAAGUGCAGUCAGAUAAAAUGAAUCCCCGUGCUGAAAUUGGAUUCAUGGUAGGCUAUGUAGCCUCAAAUAUCUGGAGAAUAUGGUUCCCGCAGCAUGGGAAGGUGAAGCUUGUUAGAGACGCCGUCUUUGAUGAAACACGGCGAUACUCGCCUGAUUUCCAACAGCUUCAGCCGAUCCCGCUGCCAUUGGUCAAAGAACCUCAGGAAUUGGACCAAACUGAGGCUGAAAGAGCUCUCCAAGCAUCGAUAACAACUGGGUCGGUGCCAGAAUUGGAAGCAAGCAGAGACGUCAAUAAUGACGAAGCCCAAGACACAGGAUGUCAAAAUAACAUUGGACAAAGAGACCGUUUUUCGGCCGAAAAACCGUCUCAUGCUGAAAAAGCACCUCAAAAUGCUAGACUUCAGGGGGUGUACAGCACACCCGAUCGGCAAAUGAAUGCUAUAUCGGACGUCCCGGGAGCUUUCCCACAAGAAAUACCCCUGCCGCCGACUCCUCCACAUAAUGAAGUGACUCCUGCAACUGGUCAGGGGGUGGAGACGCCGGAAAUUCCAGUAGAGGACCAGCUCCAGGAGACCCAGCAAGGGACCCAGGAAUCCCAGGAGACCCAGCAAGUGUCUCAGGAAUCGGACGACGAAGCUGAAGCACAGCUGCAAGCGGAGCUCGCACCGAGAGACAUCAACGGCGAUGUCGAUGAAGGGAACAUUCACAGUGAUAGAGCCGCCAGCGUAUCUCCAUGCAUUCGCAGCGGUCUAUACUCGGAGAAGCCAGUGAAACGUCGCCAUCGAGACGAUCUCCCUGAGCUUCCAAAACAUUGGAAAGACGUCAUGAAUCACCCAUAUCAGGAAGGUUUCCUAGCUGCGAUGCGUAAGGAAAUCGAUUCAUUGACUGAAAAAGCGACCUUUGAAGCCGUGGACCGCCCGAAAGACCGUGGCAAGCAAGUCCUACCGCUUCUUUGGGUCUUUGCAUACAAAUUCGACCAAGGUGCCUAUCUCAUGAAGAUGAAGGCGCGGAUUUGCGUACGAGGAGACCUUGAGACGAUCUCCUCCGAAGAAAAGAGAGCUGCUACACUAGCAGCCAGAACAGCGAGGAUGAUCUUCGCAUUGGUCGCAGCAUUCGACCUCGAUUUGAGGCAGCGCGAUGCUGUGACAGCAUUUUUGAACAGCAAGCUUGAAAAGGAUGUCUACACCAGGAUGCCCGAAGGCUUUGAGACCACGGGCAAGUGCUGGAAGCUCCGAAAAGAGCUGUAUGGACUGAGAAUCUCACCGCGCCUGUGGCAGCAGGAAGCGGCUGGAGUUCUCAACAAAUUAGGACUUCGCCAAGUCCCUGAAGACCCAUGCGUCUUUGUAGGAGACGGCAUCAUUGUCUUCUUCUAUGUCGAUGAUAUACUGAUAGCAAAUCAUCGGUCGGCGAGAAAGAGGGCAAGACAGUUGGAAAAGGACCUCGAAGCUCACUGGGAGCUUACAGAUCAUGGAGAAGCCGAAUGGUUCCUGAAUAUUCGCAUUAUUCGGGAUCGGCACAUAAAGAAACUGUGGCUGUGCCAAGACAGCUAUAUUACCAGCGUGGCAGCAAGGUAUAACCUUACCGAUAGACCACCAGUGUCUACCCCACUGCCAAUUGAAGAGCUGAAGCCGUACGAAGGCUUAGCAAGUGCUGAAGAAAUCCACCUAUAUCAGCAAAAGGUCGGAUCGAUAGGAUAUGCCACCACAAUCACCCGAGUUGAUGCCGCCAAGCCUGCCGCCAAGCUUGCCUACCUCUAUACGACGAGAUUUCUAGCUAUCGAAUUCAGUGCCCAAUUGGACGGCAGCAUUGAAUCGGUGCAGCUAGCAAGUGACGCCUCAUACGGCGAUCAUGAAGAUCGGAGAAGCUCUGCAGGUUAUAUCUGCCAGGUCUACGGAGGACCGGUAGACUGGAAAGCCACGAAGCAGCGGACGGUCACUACGUCCACUACCGAAGCAGAGCUGCUAGGACUGUCAGAAGCCGGAAAGCAUCUCCAAUGGUGGAGACGGCUUCUAGGACAUGUCGGCUUCGACCCAUCGCAUGUCAUCACUAUUGAAUGCGAUAAUGAGAGAGCAAUCGGACUGCUCACCACCGAAGACGCUAGUUUCGACACCAAGCUCAGACACGUUGAUAUCCACCAUCUCUGGCUGAGACAGGAAGUGAGAGCGGGGCGCAUUGCCAUCCGCUGGGUGCCGACAGCGAGCAUGGUAGCUGACGGUUUGACGAAGCUGCUAUCGAGACAGCAGCAUGAGAGGUUCAUCAAGCUUCUUCGCAUGGUCGAUCUCCGGUAUUUGAUCGCGAAGAGCUAG